CAACAAGCGGCGUCAACGCGGUGAAGAGCCCCAGGUCACAGCGUCCGGUGCUUGACGCUCUCAUCGCCCAGAGCGCCAGGCAGCACGCCCUGCUACUAUUUUCAAUAAAAGCUUUAGUCUUUUCCGCCAGAGCCCGCCCAGGCUCUCCUCACGCUCUCCUCACGCUCUUUUUCUUCGCAAGCUUUCGCAAGAGCAGUCGCAGAUGCUCACAACCGCCCGUUUGUUCAAAGAACCCCGUCACGCGAGAUCCGGCCAGAGCACGUAUUAGCAACCAUGGACUUCGCAUUCAAGUCCGCAGUCGGAAGUGCCCCGUCGAUUAAUGCAGGCGCCGAUUUGACCGAGAUCAACACAGAGAACCUUGGGUUCGCUGCCUUUGGAGGAGAGAAAAAACUGCAGCUGCUCCCGGAUCCGUGGCCGACUGAUGGUCUGCCACCAUCUACUGCGUCCCUCCUCUCUGUUGCCUCCCGACGCGGUCUCCUGGCCGCCGCUUCGCCACGCGCCCUCGUCCUCGCGUCUACGGAAGCCGUACGUAAAGCCUUCAAUGGAGCAGCGCCCGAGGACAAUAUCAUUACCGACUUUAAGCCCGACGUGGUCGUUGCCCUUCCCCAGCUCCGCCAUGUUGCCUUCUCCAGCAAUGAGGACUUCUUGGUAGUCACCGCCGAGAGUGGAGGAGGGCUCGCCGUGUACGGAGUCGACGAUCUUUUGCGCUCAAAGGCACAGCCUGGAGUCCAGAUAUCGACCGAACAAAUCACUGUUCGCUCGCUUGCCGCGAAUCCAAACCCUGACCUCGAGCAAGCCUUCGUUGUCGUCCUUGACUCCGGCCAACUCCUCUUGGCCGACGUGGGAGAAGGUCAAUCGAAGAUACUACAAGCUGAAGGUGUCUCAUGCGCAGGCUGGAGUGCGAAAGGAAAGCAGAUAGUUGCAGGAUUGAACGAUGGCACGGCCCUUCAGUAUACGCUUGUGGGCAAAGUUGUAGCUACAAUUCCCCGCCCACCUGGGGUGGAAGCGAACUACGCCGUGUCCGCCAUCUAUUGGUUGACUAACGACGAAUUCUUCGUUAUUCAUUCGCCUCCGACCGCUCCCUCAGCAGACGACGAUGCCAUGCAAGACAAUCAGGAAUCUACCUACCAUCUCGUGAAGACCGACCAGGGCCGGACGACCUUUUCGUUUCACAAAGCUUCCUACGCCAUAUGCCCGCCUAGUUUCGGCCCCCAGCGGGACCCUCCACUGCGGUUCUCGAUCACGAGGUUAAGAAAUUGGGAGCCCCAUCUUCGAGAUGUUCUCAUUCUAGGUGCAUCGAACUGUGUCGAUUUCACGACGUUAACUAGCGCUAGCGCACCAUUGGCCCCUACCCAGGAGGUUCUCAAUGACUUUACAAUCACGGAUUUACAGGACAAUCGACGAGCUACGUUACCGCAGAUGACUGGUGGAGAAGAUGGCGUUAUGGAUAGUGUUACGAUUGGUGAGGCUUUAGAUUUGUCAAGUAAGGAAAAGAUUCUGCGACCAAUCCCGAUGGACGAAGAGAUCGCGGAAUCUCCUACGCCGCUGCCAGCCUUCCUCGCACUCAACAACCAAGGCCGCUUGUCUGCAUGGUGGAUCGUGUAUGACAAAUCAAUCCGAGAAGGGACUGGGUACCACGGCCUUACUGCUCUCAGCAAACCUCGAUCAGCCCUCCCGACUCCAAUCUCAAAUCCUUCGUCAAAUGCCCCUUCAUCAACAACUGGUUCUGUCUUCGCAAAGCCAACUGCAACAUUUGGUGUGCCCUCCACUCCUAAAUUUGGAUCCACUAGCUUCUCAAAUGUAAAUGCUGCCUCUAGUAAGCCCGCCCAGCCAGCCUUUGGAACAGCUUCGGCGAUAGGAGGUAUAUCUAGUGGCUCUGGUUUUGGUUCUACAGGUGCCAUUGGCAUUCGCCAGUCCCCAUGGGCUGCAGCGUCACAGACUCCGGCAUCCCAACCCCAACACAACCCUUUCCCCAGCGCAGUGGGCAGUUCUUCUGGUUUCGCGAAGUUUGGAGGCGGCACCGCUCCAGGCACUGGCUCUCCUUUCUCCAGCUUCGGCAGUGUAGGUACUGCACAGUCGCCAUUCGCCAGCUUAGGACAACAGAAGCCAGCACAGCCAGCAUUUGCAGGCACAUCAAAGGAGAUUACAGCACCCAAGGGACUCACUACACAACCAAGCUUUGGUUCUACUGUUACAGUGGGGUCGAGCUUGGGAGGUGGAUCCACACUCCCUUCUUGGGCCAACACUCCAGCGCAACAGGGAGAUUCGAUAUUUGGACAAAGAACAUCCUCUUUUGCGUCAACCAAAGAAUCCGAUAUGGGCGACUCGGAUGAUGCAGAGAAGCGGGAGAGGGACGAAGCUACGCCUACUCCUCAAGCCCCUCCACCACAACCAAAGGGCCUCUUUGGCUUAUCAUCCAAUGGUUUCAAUGUCGGCUCUUCGUUUAAAGGAGAUGGGACAGCGAAAGAUGAUCUUCCCAGGCCCAUUUCUCCAUCGAGCGGAUCACUAUUUGGUGGCGAUUUUGCAUCAGCCCUUGGGGCACCUACCAUGAGACCUCCAGAGACUCCCAUUAAAAAGGAGGAAGUAGAGCCCAGUUUGCAGGAGAUAUCCACCACCCCUGCAUCACCUCCGAAGUCCGCACCUAGCACGCUAUUUUCUAGCACAACACCAAAAGCACCCAUAGCCCAGAAGGAGACACCAAUUUCUCCAUCGGACGAGGCGCCUGCUACUGGUGAAGAUGCACCUCUUCCUCCCGAUCCCAUGACAUGGAAGCCGCCCCAAAAGGCAGAUGACGAUCUGCCUCCCCUCGCCGGGAGCCCUGGCAUUAAGGUGGAGGCUCCAGAUUCAUCUGUGCCUUCCUCAGAUGAUGACGGCGGCGAGAAUCUCUCUAUAGAGGAACAAGAUGAAGAUGAAGAGGAGCCAUCUCCUUCAGAUGCUGCCCGAAAGUCUCGGCCACUAGGAGCCCGCUAUACACUACAAGACAGCAUUAACCAGUCGCCCCGAAUCUUUCCGGCUGCUCCCACGCCUCCCGUUAUCAAGUCUAGCGCUUCGUCACGCUCUGGGAACGAUUCGAGAGGUUCGUCUCGACCGCCUGUUCCUCCCAAUCUUUUCGGUCAAACUUCCAGACCAGCUGCGUCACUCUUCGGACAGUCAUCAACCCCAACCGGUUUCCCUAGGCCACCAGCAAUGUUUGCUCCUCAGCCAAGUCGUGCUCAAGAGCUCCGUUCUCCAAGCCCAGUCCGAUCCGCGUCCACCUCUGCAAUUGGAACACGGCAGCCGGUGGCUCGGGCUCAGAACACUAUUCCGUUAGCUGGGUCCACGCAACAAAUGUGUAAACCGCAAACUUCCCAACCCGAGGUAUCCGAUUUGUCUGAUGACGAAGACGAGCGUAUUCGACAGGAGCUUGCCAGUGAUAUCGUACCUAGCUGGACUCUGGAUCCAUUCCUUGCCCACCAUGAUUAUACUGGAUCGGUCACAAAAUCGGGUAUUCCUGGACAGAUUGAACUGAUGUAUAGGGAUAUCAACAGCAUGGUAGAUACACUUGGUCUCAAUGCGCGUACUCUGACUGCAUUCAUAAAGUAUCAUUGUGAAUCAACACAGGAUAGCCUGGCACGUAACGAUCUCCAAGAGAUUGAGGACCAAGGUGAGCAAGGGCCUUGGUACAAGCAAUGGGCCCUGGGUCAAAUGGACGACCUACGGACGCUUGCAGGCGAGCUAGAACAGGUUCUGGAAGCUGGCAAGACCCAACAUGUAUUUGAAAAGCUCGCUCAGUUGGCACGUCUUUUAAGCGAUGGGUCGAAGCUCUCUACAAAGCUCAAUGAGGUCCGUCGCGAGAUCAUAAAUCGGAAGGACCCAGAAAGGACGGAAACCCUACGCAAAGCAUCACUGCCUAAGGAGCAAGCUGAUCAGCAGAGAGCUCUACGGACCCAAUACGCUAAUCUUCUGUCCCUCCUGAGUAAAGUCGAAGAAGCUGUCGUCGUCCUCCGGUCCAAGCUCGCAGCCCAUAACGCUGUAAACGGAAAGACGGCAGCUGUCCCCACCGUUGACGCCGUCAAGAAAACAAUAAAUAAGAUGAUCGCCAUGACAGAGAAAAAGAACAGUGACAUCCUUCUCCUGGAAGCACAGAUGCGGAAAAUCGGUCUGGAAGCUAGCAGCCGGCCCACUUCACCCAGCAGCCGGACCUUCGGCACUCCUUCCCGCUCGAGGGCACUGCGGAGCAGGGAUUCCGAGUUCACAACACCACCAACAAAUCGGAGUAAAAUGAGCACCUCCGAACUGAAUCGUAGAGCAAUGACACCGGACGAAGACACUCCGAGCCGUGGUUUUGGGCUCUUCUAUACGCCGAACAAUAGUCCAACGCAGAAUGGUGGGCAUCGAAAGCUUGAUGUUGGUGAUUUAGACGGGUUCGACAUCGAAGCGCUGAGGGAGAGUGCACUGAGGCGGAAGAAGGUUGCGGAGGCGCUGACGGAUGCUCUGCUGAUCAGGGGGGUGAAAUUUACUAAGGUCAAUUAGUAGAUGUAGAGGAGAGGGCGAAUCAAGAGAUUGGUGUUAUGAUUGUGUAUGACUAGGCGUGCAUAGUGUUUGAAUAACAUGGAGGCUUUGGGAGGAUGAGAUUUAGUAUGCAUUGAUGGAACAUCUUAAUUUGGGUGCGUGGAGAGUCGCAAACUGGAGGCCAAUCCUCCGAUUUUUGAUCUGCAGUUUAGACACAAUGUCAGGCGGCGUAGGAAAAUGGUGAUUCAGAUUGAGAAAUCCGUUGAGAUGAGGUCGUCUCUUGUCUCAGUCUUCAAGGCGCUGAUUGGAAGACAUAUUUUGUCGCUUGCAUUCAAUCCGAAUAUCUAUCCCAAGUAGGGUUACUAAAUG
Lindgomyces ingoldianus is the source of this 4860-nucleotide messenger RNA. RefSeq lists its product as uncharacterized. Lineage: Eukaryota; Fungi; Ascomycota; Dothideomycetes; Pleosporales; Lindgomycetaceae. Gene Ontology annotation, biological process: protein import into nucleus; RNA export from nucleus. The transcript has 3 exons. The record is from RefSeq and is a predicted model, not a curated record. Gene Ontology annotation, molecular function: structural constituent of nuclear pore; protein binding. Gene Ontology annotation, cellular component: nuclear pore. Bases 274 to 4512 code for a protein of 1412 amino acids.